UUUCACGUUUAUAAUAAUAGGUAUUGUAUUCCCGCUUCUUGUUUAGAGCUAGUGAAGCAAAUAAGUUUGGAAAUAUUAAUUAUUUAUUUGGUUGCUGUUAAUUUACAGUAAGAAAGUUGUUAUGUUGAAAUUGAAUCGUGUAGAAGAACAGAUAAUGGAUGAAGCAAGAUUUGCCGAACAUCAGCAACCAAAAAUUAAUGAAGUGGCACAAAAGUUUUUAAAUGACUUGGAAGAGGAACGUCAACGUUUGGAAGAUUCUUUUCCGCUUUGUAAAUUUUUAAUUGAUGAAGCGUUCGACAAGGUGUAUUCUACAGGUCGCAUUCCUGGUAAAGAAUAUUAUGCUGACGUGUAUAAGCAAAAACCGCUUAAAAUUAGUCAAAAAGUUUUUGUGCCAGUUAAGCAAUAUCCAAAGUUUAACUUCAGUGGAAAAAUUUUGGGUCCAAAAGGAAAUUCUUUAAGGCGCCUGCAGGAAGAGACUCAAUGUAAAAUUGCUAUUAAAGGCCGUAAUUCGAUGCGCGAUCGGAAUAAAGAAGAGGAAUUGCGUAACUCCGGUGAUCCAAGAUUUUCCCAUUUAAAUAGAAAUUUGUUUCUAGAAAUAUCUACUAUUUCGAGCCCUGCAGAAAGUUACGCUCGUAUUGCAUAUGCUCUGGCAGAAAUACGUAAAUAUAUAGUUCCAGAUAAGAAUGAUGAGGUUUCUCAUGAACAAUUUCGAGAACUAAUGGAAAUUGAUCCUCAGUCAAUCAAGCAGUUAAAUGGUGCUCAUCCAUAUGUGAACAAAUCUUUUCUUGAAAAUAAACUAUCAGGCGGGCCUAGUGGUGCACCAAAGUACAUGAAUUUGCUUCGAAAUAUAUCAUAUCAAAUUCACGCUCCUGAAACUGAAGAAGCAGUAGAACCAGUCUAUAAUGCUCGUAUACAAAAUCGCCCAGCUCAGUCAGUUUAUGGUUACUCUAAAGCUAGGGCUUCAGUACCAGCGGGCUUCAAACGUCAACAAGUUGGUCCAUAUACCACCGAUGUAAAACGUUUUCGUGAAACACCUAUAAAAUCUUACAAACCCAAUACCUUUUCAUUUUUAAAUAAAUAUAAUUAAUAACUCAAAUCAAUAUUAUAUAAAGAAUUAUGACAACAAAUUAAUGUUUAAAUAUUUACAUAAAAUUAGUGAAAGCUAUAAUGCCUAAAUAAUCUUAUAAAAAAAAAAUCUAAUAUAAAUUAUAAUUUAACAAUCAAUAAUAAAUGUGAAAGUCGAUUUACAUAUUUCUUAAUAAUAACAAGUUCUAUAUAUCACAAAAACUGAAUGAAUAUUUUAUAAUCUUAUUACACUUUUUUAUACAUUUCUUUAAUUAAUUAGCAGAACAUU
This is a messenger RNA of Teleopsis dalmanni, 1354 nucleotides long. Its product is annotated as KH domain-containing, RNA-binding, signal transduction-associated protein 2-like. Gene Ontology annotation, biological process: regulation of alternative mRNA splicing, via spliceosome. Lineage: Eukaryota; Metazoa; Arthropoda; Insecta; Diptera; Diopsidae. Gene Ontology annotation, molecular function: mRNA binding. The transcript is spliced from 6 exons. Bases 122 to 1087 code for a protein of 321 amino acids. Gene Ontology annotation, cellular component: nucleus. The record is from RefSeq and is a predicted model, not a curated record.